AUGAAGAGAUUCAAAUGCUGCUUUAAAUACCCACUACAACAGAAAGUUUUCAUCUUGUUUUUGACUCUGUGGCUGUUCUCCAUAUUAAAACUUUUAAAUGUGGGAAGACUGCUCUUUCCACAAAGAGACAUUUAUUUAGUUGAGUACCCCUUAAGCACUUCACCUUUUGUGCGAAACAAAUACACCCACGUGAAGUAUGAAGACAAGUAUGACGUUAACUGUUCAGGUGUCUAUGAACAGGAGCCCUUGGAAAUUGGGAAGAGUCUGGAAAUAAGAAGACAAGACAUCAUCGACUUGGAUGAUGAUGAUGUGGUGGCAGUAACUGGUGAUUGUGAGAUUUAUCAGGCCAUAAGAAGGUACCAUCAGAAGCUUGUGUCAAAGGAGGAGAUGAGAUUCCCAAUAGCCUAUUCUUUGGUUGUUCACAAAGAUGCCAUUAUGGUGGAAAGGCUUAUCCACGCCAUAUAUAGCCCACACAAUAUCUACUGCAUCCAUUAUGAUCGGAAAUCUUCUGAUAGCUUCAAAAUUGCCAUGAACAAUUUAGCAAAGUGCUUCCCCAAUAUUUUCAUUGCUUCCAAGCUAGAAGUGGUGGAAUACGCUCACAUUUCCAGGCUCCAAGCGGAUUUAAAUUGCUUGUCAGACCUUCUCCGGUCUUCAGUGCAAUGGAAAUACGUUAUCAACCUGUGUGGGCAGGAUUUCCCUUUGAAAUCAAACUUUGAACUAGUGUCUGAGUUGAAGAAACUUGAUGGCACAAACAUGCUAGAGACGGUGAAACCCCCAGCCAGCAAAAAGGAACGAUUCACUUUUCACCAUGAACUCAGACAGGUGCCUUAUGAAUAUGUGAAGCUACCGGUGAGGACAAACAUCUCCAAGGAAGCACCCCCCCAUAACAUUGAGAUCUUUGUUGGCAGUGCUUAUUUUGUCCUAAGCCAAGCAUUUGUACAAUAUAUUUUCAACAAUUCCCUUGUUAAAGACUUUUUUGCCUGGUCUAGAGAUACAUAUUCCCCUGAUGAGCACUUUUGGGCAACGCUGAUCCGGGUACCAGGGAUUCCUGGGGGGAUUUCCAGGUCUGCCCAGGAUGUAACUGACCUGCAGAGUAAGACUCGCCUUGUCAAGUGGAAUUACCACGAAGGCUUUCUCUAUCCCAGUUGUACCGGCUCCCACCUCCGAAGUGUGUGUAUCUAUGGAACCGCAGAACUAAGGUGGCUUAUCAAAGAUGGGCACUGGUUUGCUAAUAAGUUUGACUCAAAGGUUGAUCCUGUGUUGAUUAAGUGCUUAGCAGAAAAGCUUGAAGAACAGCAGAAAGAGUGGAUCACUUUGUCCUCAGGAAAGGUAUUUAUGGAUAAAACUCCUGUGGUCCCCUUGUUUUGGAAAAAUCGUAAUGGAAACAAGAGGCUAUCUGAUUAG
Elephantulus edwardii (Cape elephant shrew) is the source of this 1404-nucleotide messenger RNA. RefSeq names its product glucosaminyl (N-acetyl) transferase 4, core 2 (gene GCNT4). The record is from RefSeq and is a predicted model, not a curated record. Gene Ontology annotation, cellular component: membrane. Bases 1 to 1404 code for a protein of 467 amino acids. Gene Ontology annotation, molecular function: acetylglucosaminyltransferase activity. NCBI's taxonomy places the organism in Eukaryota, Metazoa, Chordata, Mammalia, Macroscelidea, Macroscelididae. The transcript has a single exon.